This is a messenger RNA of Pseudogymnoascus destructans, 363 nucleotides long. RefSeq lists its product as uncharacterized. The transcript has 2 exons. Bases 1 to 363 code for a protein of 120 amino acids. The record is from RefSeq and is a predicted model, not a curated record. NCBI's taxonomy places the organism in Eukaryota, Fungi, Ascomycota, Leotiomycetes, Thelebolales, Thelebolaceae.
AUGGGCAACCUCUGCGGCUCCGAAUCCAAAUCCCCCGACGCCUUCUCAACCCCCGGCCGCGCCCUCUCCUCCGCCCCUCCUCAGAACGCGACGUCUAGACCUCCUGCUAAGAUCGCUGGUGGACCGCCGCAGCGAUUGGGUGGGGGCGCGGCGGGGGGAGGAGGAGGGGGGGAUCCGAGGAGGGAUGCCGCUAAUGCUGCUGAGGCCCGCGCAAAAGCAGCAGCGAAACCGACAGGGAAAUUAGGACAGCAGUUGAAUGCGCAGAAGAUGCAGAGGAGGACGGAUGCCUUGCAGGAGGCUAGUAGGGAGGAGGUUGCGAGGAGAGGUGCCGAUGCUGCGGCGGCGGCGAGGAGUUAUAAUUGA